CCAGAAAAAAAAAGAUGAAAAUGGGAAUCGCCAGUUUCUAUCCUACCCUUUCCCUCAUAGUUCUGUCCACCCUCUUUCGUACCUCGAAUGGCUUGGUUCCUUCCAACUGUGAUAGACCACCGGCCGUUCAUUCGGCAUGGCACGCUAACCACAUGGAUGAUUACCUUCAGAAUUACCCCCAGGCUGGCUCGCUAACCUUCCAGGAAUACCUCAACCAAGUUGGCGUCCACGAUUUCUCGUGCGGCAUCGGCAAAGACUGUGAACUAACGAGACGGGACAGCUGUAACCAGUCAAUCAAUGAUUCGGAUUGGUUGAUCCUUGAAUCUGUGGCCAACUGGAACACUUAUGUGAACUCCUUAUCGACAGAGACUGAUAGGAUAGGAACUGAAUUGUUCACUGAUGUCGCUGCUAAGAUGGCUGGAUUUUUGGACCAGCCUGAUCAACCCCCUCGAGCUCAUCUACGCAAGCGAGGUGUUGGCCAUGAUGUCACCAAGAUCGAGAAGAUUCCCAACGACAUCAAACUUGCAGAGGCAGAACGACCGACUGGUGAUUUCGAAGUUGACCCUGUCGAGAUCAAGAAUGGCUUAAAAGCACCUCUGGUUACUCGGGUGGUCCCAGAAUCAAAAAACUUAGUACCAUUACAACUUCCCUCGAUGUGGCUCAGAGUGACGAGGUAUCUGAAAGAGUUUGCAAGCCGAGGAUCUUUGGGAAUUCGAAAGAUGAUGAGGUCGAACAAAAACGGGCUUCCGCCGGUACCAUUUUUUCCGAGCGAAUUAAGAGUGGUUGCGGAUGGAGCAGAUGACCAGGAGGCAUUGGCCCGCGAUGCCCAAAAGUUAGAGCUUUUGAAAACUUGGCGGUCGGCCUAUUCCAAGCUGAUGAAUAAUCAAGUACCGUUGGACGAAAAAGUCAAAGGAGAGCUCCUACAAGAGCUGUCCAAAUAUCUUGCCGAAUGGAACAAGCUAUCUCAGGAGGAGUUCAAAUGGGUGAACGAACAAAUCAAAAAGCAAAGUCAAGCCGAUCUUGCAAAGUAUCAGCAGGCGGUUCGCCAGAGGGCAGACUUAGAGGGAGAACGGGACGGAUUGACAGCCAGUGACGCCACCGACAUCAAGGUGAAAAACCAAGCCUUGGGCGAGGUCAAGAAAGCAGGAAAGUACCUUGACAAAGCACAUGAUGAAGUUGAAAAAGCUAGACAGAAGAGAGUUGAAACGCUCAACAAACUCAUUGAAGACCAAGAUCGGAUCAUAGAGUCCUUGAUGACUCCCAAAGGCACCUGGGCAUUGGACCCUUCGCAUGUUGAGUCUACUCCGGAACUACCACAUUCCCUGGCAGGGGUGAAAAUCUAUCCACCCCCAUCACCAGCACGAUUGGAACCUAAAGAAUUGUUUUCUAAGCGAUCAGCCCAUCUUGCGUAUGAGAAGAACCUCUUGAGAAAACGAUGGAGCCAAUUAUAUCAAGCAGCGAUCCGCCGCAAGGUUGGCGAAACGGCCCAACGAUCCAAAGCAAGGCUAGAAGAGCUGGUCAAAAUCAUCGAGCAAUGGAAAUUAUUAGAUAGGGAACACCUUCUGACCCGACGGAUCGAAGCCAUGCAAGCGCUGAUCGAUCAUAACACUCAACAGGUGCCCAAGAAGAAGAUCCUGGAGGUCUAUCGUAGCCUUCAUAGUCUCUGGAUGCCACAUGUCGCCCAGCUAGCCGACUUGAAAGAAAAACAUCCUAAGGAAGUUGCAGAAGUGUCUGCUCUGUUUCCAAAUAGGUUUAUUCAAUUAGCAACCCACGACGCCAGUGUUGAACUCAAGCAAAGGAUGCAGCAGAAAGCGCCGAAGAAAAGUAAAACAAAAAGAGACUUGAGCUCCGUUCCAAGCCAGAAAAAAUUAAUCGAAGGUCAUGAAAAAUCAGCGGUCCUAAGUAAAACAAAAAGCUUGGUUCGGAAGAAUGUCAAGAAGAUUUUAACCACUACCUCGUUGGAUGGUCGGCGCAAUCAUCACAGCUCCCAUCAAGGAAUCUUCAACAUUAUUCAGCAUGGUCGAUUCCUUUCGGGCUUUGAUUUCGAACUCCUCGUCCAAGACUUGGAAUUAUUGAUCCAGUUGAGCUUGGUUUCCAGGAUGCUCCAAAAAGCUAAUGCAUACGUAUAUGUGGAUGUUUCAGCAAAAUGUGACCCUCAAAGCUACCAAUUUCGCAUAAACGAUCACAGCGCAUCAUUUUGCGGCUCGCAAGAGAUUGUUCAUACAAUCACGGUCGAAGAACACAAUCUCAUCGAGCACGAUUUCCCAAAUCUAAACUUGAGAGACUUAAAUAAUGCCUUAAGUUCCAAUGGCUAUCAGCUAUCCACGAUCAUUCAUUUGGCUUUACAAUGCCAUCAUUCAAAGGCAGGGGCCAUCAACGACGAAAUUGACGUUUAUCCAAUGCCGUCGUCCAAAUCUUUGGUUCGCUUAACUGGGGUUUCGAUGUGCAUGGUCGAACUACCUGUUCACUAUCAAGCUACUAAAUGAUACUCCCUCGUGUUUUGCUGAUCUAGAGAUCGGUAACUCAUGCAUGAGCGUACUCUCGAAAACGGAUACGGAUUUUUCCUCUUUCUUUUUCCUCUUUUUUGUUUGCUUUCACAUGAGCUCAGCCGGUGGGAAAUCCAAUCGGAACGAUAGGAUACAUCCACAAGGACAAAAAAAUAGAAAUAAAAACCAAAUACCAGCUGGCACAAGCAGAUUAAAAAACUAGCACACUAGCAACCUCAUUCAUUGUUUUUUCUUUUCUUUUUUCUUUCGGUGUUUUGUAUCUAGCUUUUUUGCAGUAAUAACCAAGAAGUAGAAUGGUUGUCUUUUGCCGAUUUACAAUCCUCAGAGCUUGCUUCAUUGUGGCUAAAGGCAUUAACAACCCUUACCAAAUUUCCCAGGGAACUUGCAGAAGAAACUAUGUGGAAGGCACGAUGUUGAACUAGGAUGCAGAUACAUAAUCUGACUUGUUAGGCAAGGAAUAGAUGCUCUUUUGGUGAUGAUACUUUCCUGUCAACCACCAACAUCAUCAUCAAGCUUCAAAAAUAUAAAUAUGUAUUUCUAAUGGUUCAUUCAAUUACCCACACCCCUGCAAGCCAUUUUUUUCCCUGUAUUGUUUACAUCAUGUUUGCUGCCAUUUCAACCCUUGAAUUGUUGGAAAAUUAUCCCUUUGUGAAUUUUGGACAAGGGCAUAGCUCCCAAUCUU
Molecule: messenger RNA, 3189 nt
Organism: Puccinia graminis f. sp. tritici CRL 75-36-700-3
Lineage: Eukaryota; Fungi; Basidiomycota; Pucciniomycetes; Pucciniales; Pucciniaceae
Exons: 10
Coding region: 15-2486 (823 amino acids)
Source: RefSeq, a predicted model, not a curated record